Molecule: messenger RNA, 1587 nt
Organism: Rhopilema esculentum
Lineage: Eukaryota; Metazoa; Cnidaria; Scyphozoa; Rhizostomeae; Rhizostomatidae
Source: RefSeq, a predicted model, not a curated record
AGGGAGAGCUUUUGAAAACAACGAAAGCAUUGAUGCUGGAAUGUCACGUUUCCCUUUUUGGCAAACUCAAUGAGAUGGAGGAAUGGCUUAUCAAAGACGCAGGCUACCUCGAUUUACCGCCUGUUGGUUAAUGAGAGCUUUGAAGAAUACAGACAUUUUCAUUAUAGAUAUGAAACAUUUAGAUUUAUUUGCCCUGAGGUAGAUGAUGGUGCCACAUGCAUGGUUUGCCCAAAGGAAAAUGGAAAAAUUGUUUUGAUGCUUGAUGGAACAUUUGGAUGUGUCAGAAAGCAAAGUUCGGGUUUCAGUAUGGAACCUCCAAAACACGGGGAUUGCAGUAACUUCAGGUCUGGAGCUGACAGUUUGAGAUCUAAGCUGCAGUACAAAAAGCUUGAUAUCACUGGCGUGUUUGGUUGCUCGUGUAAACAUGACAUACCUGGUUGUUUUCUUAAUAUGAAGCACGGUGAAAGGUUGGGAUAUCCUGUGUACAUUUUGCAAGCCUUUCUAGAGAAGUUCGAGAAUUCAAAUGUCAGUUUUGGUAUCGUAUAUGAUAUUUCAUGCCUCUUAGCUAUUGAUUACUAUGCUCAAAGCAAGAGUGAAUCAAUGAUCAAGCCAAACAAAUUUUUUCGAAGAUUAUCGAUAAAAAACACCCGCCUUUCGAAGAUGUAAACGCAAAGCCUUGCACCACUGUUCAACCGACUAGGGACUCUACUGAAGCCUCAUAUGAUGAUGAACUAUUAGAUAUAUUCUUAGAAGGUGUUGAUGACGACCUUUCUGACAUUGAAUAAAUCUAAAUUUUGUUUUAUUGAAUGAAAGAUAAAAGAAUGACGGUAGUCAUUAAUUUUGCAAUUAUAUAAAUACAUAGAGAUCUAGUCAACUUCUAAGACCUCUUUGAAAUAAAAUCUUAAAUGUCUUUAUAGACCGAAAUAGAGCCCUGCCAUCAGCGUUCAUGCCAAAUUUAACUUCUGUCGUAUUCCAAAUGAAAACAUUCAUUUUUCAACGUAGUUAUUUCAUAUAUAAUGUUGCCAUACUAUCGAUAUAUUCUUCCUAGCACCUGGGAUAUGUUUACCCCAAUACGUUUUCAAAUGAAAAUGCAAUCACAUUUUUACGGUUUUGCUUCUUAUCAACACAACGAAGAUAACUGUGUCGCAAAAAACGCAAGCAUUUUAAACACCUCCCAGAUUGUUCUAUUUUUGGGAAUUGCAAUUAUUCGAAAACACAACGUUGUCGUGGAAAUACAAAACUUUUGUUUUCUUUUAGAUGUGAAUGCAUUUUUUCAAAGUAUAUCGGUAUAAUCUUGGGCUUAGAUGUCUCUCUUCUCUCUUGCAAACUUGAUUUUAAAUUACGUCUUCCUAAUCAGAUUUCCCUAUGUACCAGAGAGCUAAAUGAAUUUAAUCUCAUGAUAAUUCAAAGGUAUCUUUUAAAUAUUCAAGACAUUAAUAUGCAAGGUUUACCGACUAACUUGUGAAUUAUUGAGGAUGCUUACCUCACGCUAUUUUAUGACAUCGCGUAUAAAUGUUUAUCCAUUAGCAACCUUGCCAGCAUCCUCUAUCUCAACCUGCAAAACCAAGGAAAAUAUGUACGCAUGAA